Molecule: messenger RNA, 2451 nt
Organism: Cucurbitaria berberidis CBS 394.84
Lineage: Eukaryota; Fungi; Ascomycota; Dothideomycetes; Pleosporales; Cucurbitariaceae
Product: glycoside hydrolase family 3 protein
Exons: 4
Coding region: 1-2451 (816 amino acids)
Biological process (GO): glucan catabolic process
Molecular function (GO): beta-glucosidase activity
Source: RefSeq, a predicted model, not a curated record
AUGGCUGCUUCAUUUUUGUCGGUCUUGCUUUCGGGCUCUGCACUGCUGAGCGCAGUUCAAGCCCAGGACUUUGGUGGUGGUGCACGGGAUGAGACUGCAUUUCAAUAUGUACAACCCCUAGACACGGUCAUCUUGUCAGAGUAUGGUUCUUCGCCACCUGUGUAUCCCUCACCAAACAUCACCGGCGUGGGCGGAUGGGAAGGUGCCCUUGAGAAGGCAAAAGCCUUUGUAGCUCAACUUACGACCGAGGAGAAGGCCGACAUGGUGACUGGCCAAGCAGGGCCCUGCGUUGGCAACAUCGUAGCUAUCCCUCGUCUUGGCUUCAGCGGUCUGUGUCUUCAAGAUGGACCUCUUGGUAUCCGUGUUGCUGACUACGCAAGCGUGUUCUCCGCAGGUGUCUCAGCUGGCGCAACAUGGGACAAAGACAUCAUUUAUCAGCGUGGUUUGGCAAUGGGUCGUGAGUUCAAGGCCAAAGGCUCGCACGUCGCUCUAGGUCCUGUUGCAGGACCUCUUGGUCGCUCUGCUUAUGCUGGCCGCAACUGGGAGGGGUUCAGCUCUGAUCCCUAUCUCAGCGGCGUUGCAAUGGAAUUGACAAUCAAUGGCCACCAAGACGCAGGCGUGCAAGCUUGUGCAAAGCACUGGAUUGGAAAUGAGCAAGAGAUUCAACGGAAUCCCGUCUAUGACACCAAGGUCAAGACUACCAAGCUUUCAAACGCUGUCUCAUCUAAUAUUGAUGACCGCACCAUCCAUGAACUCUACAUGUGGCCAUUCGCUAAUGCUGCCAAGGCCAAGGUUGCUUCAUUCAUGUGCUCUUAUCAGCGACUCAACGGCUCGUACGGCUGCCAGAAUAGCAAGAGUCAGAACGGUCUUCUCAAGACUGAGCUUGGAUUCCAAGGUUACGUCGUUUCAGACUGGGGCGCUACACAUACUGGAGUUGCUGCGAUUGAAGCAGGUCUGGACAUGAAUAUGCCUGGUGGACUUGGUCCGUAUGGAACACUCUUCCAAAAGCCGUCUUUCUUUGGGGGCAAUAUAACACUUGCUGUCAACAACGGAACGCUUUCUCGCAUCGACGAUAUGAUUAUCCGGAUUAUGACACCUUAUUUCCACCUUGGGCAAGAUCAGGCCUUCCCAACCGUCGACCCUUCGAGCGCCGAUCUCAAUGUGUUCUCACCCCGGAGCAAUUGGACUCGCGAGUUUAAUUUGACAGGUGAGCGGAGCCGCGACGUUCGUGGUGACCAUGGCGCGCUCAUUCGCAAGCAUGGUGCCGCUGGUAGCGUUCUGCUGAAGAACAAGGACGGCGCCCUCCCACUCAAGGCUCCCAGGAAUAUCGCUGUUUUUGGAAACGAUGCCAGCGAUCCCACCCAGAGCAGUGUUCUCAACCAGGACGUUUAUGAAUACGGAACGCUUGCUGCUGGUGGUGGCUCCGGCACCGGUCAGUUCAGCUACCUGAUCACCCCUCUGCGAGCACUCCAGGACCGUGCGGCUCAAGACGGUGGACUCGUCCACUACUGGCUCAACAAUACUCUGAUUGCUAAGGCAGAUGUCUCUAGUUUGUUGAUUCCGCGUGCCGUCCCAGACGUUUGCAUCGUUAUGCUGAAGACGUGGGCUCAGGAAGCAGAAGACCGCGCUCAUCUCUCAGUGGACUUCAAUGGGAACGGUGUCGUUGAAGCAGUUGCAGCGGCAUGCAACAACACAGUUGUUGUUACCCACUCAUCCGGAGUGAACACCCUUCCUUGGUCGGACCAUCCCAAUGUGACUGCUAUCCUUGCCGCUCAUUACCCCGGUCAAGAAAGUGGCCACUCUUUGGUUGACGUGCUUUACGGGGAUGUUAAUCCCAGUGGCCAUCUACCAUACACCAUCGCCCUGAAUGGUACUGACUACAACGCACCACCAACAACCGCAAUUAACACGACCGGCUUCGAUGACUGGCAGUCGAACUUUGACGAGAAGCUUGAGAUUGACUAUCGCUACUUCGACGCCAAGAACAUCAGUGUGCGUUAUGAGUUUGGUUUCGGUCUCUCCUACACCACCUUCCAGAUCUCAGACUUGCAAAGCUCGCCUAUUGAGAGCAACAUCACCUCUUUCCCGGAACAACUCCCCAUCGAACCUGGAGGCAACCCCGCGCUCUGGGUUCAUAUCUACAACGUCAGUGUAUCCGUCUCCAACACCGGAGAAGUAGCAGGAGCCGCCGUUCCCCAGUUGUAUGUCGGACUCCCUUCCUCAGCGCCGGCUGGUACUCCCAUUCGACAACUGCGUGGAUUUGAAAAGGUGCAUCUUGAGAAGGGUGAAUCACAGACCGUUGGCUUCGAGCUGAUGCGUAGGGAUCUAAGCUACUGGGAUAUCAUCAGCCAGCAAUGGGUAAUUCCUGAGGGGCAGUUUACGAUAUGGGUUGGCUUCAGCAGCCGGGACUUGAAGGUCCACCAGAGCUUUACCGUUGUUGGGGGCUAUUAA